AUGCUGAUUGAUAUAAUAUCAUCAAGUACAUCUGAAAAGAUUUCAAAUCAUGAAAAAUCAAAUAAGCAAGAUCUUGAAAUCAAUAUAGAAUCAUGUUCAUCAAUAGAAGAAAACUCAGAAAACACCAUCAUUAAUGAAAAACAUUCAAAUCCAUUUUUAAAUCCCAAAAUUGAAGAAUAUUAUAGAACUCUAUAUAAAAAUUCAAAUUAUGAAAGUUAUUCAGCAUUUGAUCCAUUUUUUAAUUGGUCACCAAAAGAAGAAAAAACUGUUAAAAUUAAAUUAUAUUAUAGAGUUGCAUUUACUGCAUGUUUAAUGUUUAUAUCAUUACAAAUUGAUAGAGGAAAUCUUGCACAAGCUGUUACAGAUAAUUUUUUAAAAGAUUUAAAUUUAAAUUCAAAUGAUUAUAAUAUUGGUAAUACUUUAAGUCUUGUAUUUUUUAUGAUAUCUGAAGUUCCUUCUCAAUUAAUUUCAAAAAGAUUAGGUCCUGAUAUUUUUAUUCCAAUUCAAAUUUGUUGUUGGAGUAUUGUUUCUAUAAGUCAAAUUGGUUUAAAAGAUAAAGCUGGAUUUUAUAUAACAAGAGCUCUUAUAGGUCUAUUGCAAGGUGGAUUUAUUGCCGAUUUAGUACUUUGGUUAUCUUAUUUUUUUACAAGUUCAGAAUUACCAUUAGUUUUAUCAUGGUUUUGGGUGUCAUUAUCAUUAUGUCAAAUUGUUUCAAGUUUAUUAGCUUUUGGAAUCUUAAGAAUAAAUACUUGGGGUUGGGCAGGUUGGAAAUUUUUAUUUUUAAUUGAAGGUUCAUUUUCUUUAGUUGUUGGUAUUGCAUCAUUUCAUUUAAUGGUACCUUCUGCAGUACAAACUAAAAAAUUUCUUAAUCCUAAAGGUUGGUUUACUGAUAGAGAAAUUAAAAUUGUUGUUAAUAGAAUAUUAAGAGAUGAUCCAAGUAAAGGUACAAUGCAUAAUAGACAACCUAUAUCUUCAAAAAUGUUAUGGAAAUGUCUUUGUGAUUAUCAUUUAUGGCCAAUUUAUCUUAUUGGAUUUUAUGCAUUUAUGGGUAUAAAUACUUUUACUCCAUAUUUUGGAUUAAUUACAAAAUCUCUUGGAUUUUCAACUUUUAAUACCAAUUUAUUAACUAUUCCUCAAGCUAUUUUACAUAUUAUUUUCUUGUUACUUAUAACUUGGUUUUCAGAAUUUAUUAAUGAUAGAGGAUUUGUUUGUUUAAUAGCUCCAGUGUAUGCAACUCCGAUAAUUGGUAUUAUUAGAUGGUGGCCUCAAGCUGGUAAAAAUAUUUGGGGCACAUAUGUAUUAAAUACUUUAUUUUUAGGUCAACCUUUUAUUCAUGCAAUUUGUGUUAGUUGGGUAUCAAGAAAUUCAAAUUCAGUAAGAUCAAGAUCUAUAAGUAGUGCAUUGUAUAACAUGUUUGGACAAAUUGGUAAUAUUAUUGCUAAUUUCAUAUAUAGAAAUGAUGAUAAACCAUUAUAUUUAAGAGGUAAUAUGCAAUUGUUUUGGAUUACUUUUGGAUUGAUUCCUUUAUUAUUAAUUAUUAAAUUUUAUUAUGUGUUUGUUAAUAAAAAGAGGAAUAAGAUUUGGAAUAAUAUGAGUGAAGAUGAAAAGGAUGAUUAUAGGAAAUAUACAAAAGAUGAAGGAAGUGAUAGAUUAGAUUUUAGAUUUGCAACGUGA
Messenger RNA from Lodderomyces pseudojiufengensis, 1674 nucleotides. RefSeq lists its product as uncharacterized. Gene Ontology annotation, cellular component: membrane. Gene Ontology annotation, molecular function: transmembrane transporter activity. The coding region runs from base 1 to 1674 and encodes 557 amino acids. The record is from RefSeq and is a predicted model, not a curated record. The transcript has a single exon. NCBI's taxonomy places the organism in Eukaryota, Fungi, Ascomycota, Pichiomycetes, Serinales, Debaryomycetaceae. Gene Ontology annotation, biological process: transmembrane transport.